Salvelinus namaycush (lake trout) is the source of this 1787-nucleotide messenger RNA. RefSeq names its product coenzyme Q3 methyltransferase (gene coq3). Gene Ontology annotation, molecular function: 2-methoxy-6-polyprenyl-1,4-benzoquinol methyltransferase activity. The record is from RefSeq and is a predicted model, not a curated record. Lineage: Eukaryota; Metazoa; Chordata; Actinopteri; Salmoniformes; Salmonidae. The transcript is spliced from 6 exons. The coding region runs from base 76 to 1080 and encodes 334 amino acids. Gene Ontology annotation, biological process: ubiquinone biosynthetic process.
UAAGAGAAGGAGUACACCACGGUCACAUUGACCUGUCGAUACCGAACAGAAAUAUACAUGUAAAAAACAGACAACAUGUAUUCAAAGAAGUUUGGACGGUUCAUCUUAGGGUUUUGUACCCGUUGUUUAACAAGUGUGGUGAAUGACACUACAACUUCAGCUCGGACUUCAGUAUGUAAACAUCACACGCAGUUUCUGGAGCGUCGCUCUCAAAUUGGUUUCGCGGUUGUGAGGUUUCGCGCCGCCUCCAAGACCACUGUGGACCCAAAUGAGGUGAAGAGGUUCCAGCUUCUCGCCAACAAGUGGUGGAACGAGCAGGGAGACUUUGCAGCCCUCCACUCAAUGAACGACCUCAGGGUGCCUUUCAUACGGGAUAAUCUGUUGAACGCACAUGGCGGGCGGCAGCCGGGGAAACCCCUGGCUGGGCUCAGAAUACUGGACGUAGGCUGUGGCGGGGGGCUGCUCACUGAGCCCUUGGGUAGACUGGGGGCAGAUGUGCUAGGCAUUGACCCGGUGGCAGACAGUAUUGGGACAGAGGAGGUACAUGCGUGGCAUGAUCCAGACCUGCGUGGCAAUGUGCGUUACCGUGCCAACACUCUGGAGGAGCUCUCUGAAAAGGGGGGGCAGGGAGCGGGGCAGUUUGAUGCGGUGGUGGCCUCUGAGGUGGUGGAACAUCUGGCUGACCUGGAAACCUUCACACUCUGCUGCAACCAGGUGCUCAAGCCAGGAGGCUCCCUCUUCAUCACCACCAUCAACAAGACCCAGCUGUCGUACGCCCUGGCCAUCGUGGCAGCAGAGGAGGUGCUACGCAUCGUGCCCAGCGGAACCCAUGACUGGGAUAAGUUUGUCAGCCCCGUGGAGCUGGAGCGCCUGCUGGAGUCCAAUGGUUUCCAUGUGGAGUCUAUCCGAGGGAUGCUGUAUAACCCUUUGUCACGGGCCUGGAGCUGGACAGAGAGCACCAGCAUCAACUACGCCCUGCACGCGGUCAAACUCGAGAAGGAACCGAACUCCGACGAGGACGACCCCGAAGACCCCACCGUGGUAGUUGCCCAAGCUAAGGCCAGACGCUGGUACAACUGACCGUGGAAGAGCGAGUGGUCAUACGCGGUCAGCUGCAGCACAGAUCUUCUGAUCUCUGAAAGGAAAGGCAACGGACCUAAAAAACAAAGCUAUUGAAGGUUAUAGUUCAGUGCUUGAUACAAGUGCAUGGUGUUUUCUUUCAGCCAGGCCAUGAUUGUUCUGUGAGUUCAAGCAUAAUGAGGCACACCCGGUUUGAACAGGAAGUACAUGUCUACAAUGUGUCCAGUGCACUCUAGUCUACCUCCAGUGACACAAGCGCUCGCCCACGAAGCCGCUGGAGUGCGCAACACUUCUUGCGCAGUAAGGAUUUUGGAUGUAUAAGCCUUCUUAUUGAAUAUCUAUAUUUCAAUAUUUCAAGAAAAGGUUAAUCUGCAGGAAGCUAUAAUAAACGGAUCAUUGAAUACGAUUUCAGAACUACUAUGAAUCAGUUGGAAAGCGUUUAUGAGGUGCGAUGUUUAUUUCAAACCGAACCUUUUGGGAAAAGCAGAGCGCACGGAUGCAGGCGGCACUGGGUUGGCACCAAUUAUUUAUAUAUAUGCUGACUGAUAGGCCCUUAUCAUUGUAAAAAAUAUUUAGGAAUCCAUAGAAAUGCAUUUAUUAAUGUCUACAUUCGUUUUUGCCACAUGUAUUCUAUUACAGACACCUUAAUGCAUACAUUUAAAUUGUAUUAUGUGGGCUGAACAUUAAAAAAUAUAUUAAAAUAUAUA